This is a messenger RNA of Pseudopodoces humilis (Tibetan ground-tit), 1359 nucleotides long. It is a transcript of the gene KCTD7, whose product is annotated as potassium channel tetramerization domain containing 7. Gene Ontology annotation, molecular function: protein binding. Gene Ontology annotation, biological process: protein homooligomerization; membrane hyperpolarization; positive regulation of transporter activity. Lineage: Eukaryota; Metazoa; Chordata; Aves; Passeriformes; Paridae. The record is from RefSeq and is a predicted model, not a curated record. Gene Ontology annotation, cellular component: plasma membrane.
AAUCCUGGCCUCAUGACGGUCUGCUAAACCUCAUUAUUGAGGGAUUGUUUUGUGUGGAUGUUCCGAUGGCAGAGAAGCACUGCCACGGCCUCCUACCCAGCAGAGCUGCUCCCCAGAGCCAGAGGGAUGGUGGUAGUCACGGGGCAGAACAAAGUGAGUGCCACCCCGGAUGAUGCCAUGUCGAGCUCGGAUGCAGAGGAUGAUUUCCAAGAGCCGGCCACUCCCACCGCCACCCAGGCAGGACAAGCGCUACCUCUGCUGCCUCAGCAGUUCCCAGAAGUUGUCCCACUGAACGUGGGGGGGAUGUUUUUCACCACCAGACUGUCCACGCUGCGCAGGUACGAGGACACCAUGCUGGCAGCCAUGUUCAGUGGCAGGCACUACAUCCCCACAGAUGCUGAGGGCAGGUACUUCAUCGACAGGGAUGGCACCUACUUUGGAGACAUACUAAACUUCCUACGAUCUGGUGACCUGCCCCCCCGAGAGCGAGUGAGGUCAGUGUACAAGGAAGCUCAGUAUUAUUCCAUAGGACCCUUGCUAGACAAUCUAGAGGAUAUCCAGCCUCUUAAAGGAGAAAAAGUUAGACAAGCUUUCCUGGGCCUAAUGCCAUAUUACAAAGACCACUUGGAGCGGAUAAUCGAGAUAGCCAAGCUGCGCGCCAUGCAGAGGAAGGCCAGGUUUGCCAAGCUGAAGGUGUGUGUGUUCAAGGAGGAGAUGCCCAUCACUCCCUACGAGUGCCCCCACUUCAACUCUCUGCGCUUCGAGCGCAGCGAGAGCGAGACCAAGCUCUUUGAGCACCACUGCGAGGUGGACGUGUCCUUCGGGCCCUGGGAGGCCGUGGCCGACGUCUACGACCUCCUGCACUGCAUUGUCACCGACCUGUCCGCCCGGGGCAUCACCGUGGACCACCAGUGCAUCGGCGUGUGCGACAAGCACCUCAUCAACCACUACUACUGCAAGCGCCCCAUCUACGAGUUCAAGAUCACCUGGUGGUGAGCUGGGCUGCCUGAGCAGGGCGUGAGGGGACUCCCAGAGGACAAAUGUUCUGCUGAAAUCGCCUGGUGGUGAGUGUGGUGGCACAGCCAGGGGUGAGAGGACUCCUAGAGGACAGAUGUUCUUGGCAGUUGCCUUGCUGCUCACCAUUCCUUGGGAUCAGCCUGCUGGCAGGGGUUGGGAAAACCUCUGGAAACUUGAAAAACCAGCCUGAAAUCAGACCGUUGGCUCAGGUACCUUAACGAGGCACAAAACAAAAUCACCUCAUGGAAAGGAUGGAGGGGAGUGGCUGAACAUCUGCUAAAAGGUGCCACCAACCAUGUGGCUUCAGGAUGGAAUUGCAGAUUUUUCCUGCGUUUUUGGGAA